This is a messenger RNA of Bombus terrestris (buff-tailed bumblebee), 1556 nucleotides long. Its product is annotated as RNA exonuclease 4. Gene Ontology annotation, biological process: rRNA processing. The transcript has 2 exons. Gene Ontology annotation, molecular function: 3'-5' exonuclease activity; nucleic acid binding. Gene Ontology annotation, cellular component: nucleus. Bases 113 to 1000 code for a protein of 295 amino acids. Lineage: Eukaryota; Metazoa; Arthropoda; Insecta; Hymenoptera; Apidae. The record is from RefSeq and is a predicted model, not a curated record.
GAUAACAGAUGAGAUAACCGUUGAUGUAGAUGUAGGCCUUUGAGAAGAACAACCCAUUAGUUCAAACUUUACAAGUGUAAACUCUUAAAUACGUUCUAUUUAUUCUAAUGUAAUGGAUACUCUCGCUCUCAUAUUAUAUAUUUUCUUUAUAUUAUUUCUUAUAUGGAAAAACAUUUCCACAGAACGGCAAUGCGAACGCCGUUUUAAGAAAUCUAUUAAUACACAAACUAUGAAUACAAAGGAUAAAAAAACCGACCAGUGUAUGAUCCCACACACAGAGCGUAAUGCGUCUGGUCGAAAUUGGGAAAUGUUUAAAAAUUUAGUACUUCAUCCAUCACCAUCAAGUUCAGAUUCUACUGAUAAAGAAAAUGUUAAUAAGAAGAAAUUUUCACAUCAAAAGUUAAGAAAAAAGCAUUAUUCAUCUGUAUUGAAAGUAGAUCAUAUACCACGUAAGGAAGAAGAAAUAGUUUAUGAUGAAAAUAAAAAGAAGCUAACAAAACAGAUAGCAAUAGAUUGUGAAAUGGUUGGGAUAGGAGAUGGCAGUGAAAGUAUGUUAGCUAGAGUAUCCAUUGUGAACCGUUAUGGUUUUUGUGUUUAUGAUAAAUAUGUAAAACCAAGAGAACCUGUUCAAGAUUAUAGAACUAGAGUUAGUGGUAUUAGGCCUCAUGAUAUUCAAAAUGGAGAAGAAUUUCAAAGUGUUCAGAAUGAAGUAGCUGAAAUUUUAAGAGGUCGCACUGUAGUUGGUCAUGCAUUAAAACAUGAUCUUGAUGUACUAUAUCUUUCUCAUCCAAGGAAAUAUUUACGAGAUACUUCCAGAUUUAAAACCUUCAGACAGUUAUCUGGAGGAUAUACCCCUAGUUUGAAGAAACUUGCACAUGAAUUAUUAGGCAAAGAAAUACAAACAGGGGAACAUAACUCUAUCGAAGAUGCAAGAGUUGCAAUGCAGUUGUACGUGCUGUACAAAAAUAUGUGGGAAUCUGAAUUUUAUUCUAAACGAUAAUUUAUACUAUAACGAAGGACUUAUCUCUAUUAUCUAUCUUUUAAAUACAAGAUUAUAAGAAAUACAUAGAGAAUAGGUUUAUUUUAUAUAAAAUAAUUUUUUAUCAGACAUUUGAAUUUAUCUUAUGAUCAAAUUCAGUAAUAAUAUUCACAUUUUAUUUCAUAAAUUUUAAGUCUAGCUAUACAAUGUGUCUGUUUUAUCUGUAUGUGACUAAAUAUCUUUGAAAAUAUGCAAAAUAUGUAAUAAAAAAUAAAUGAUAAAUGUAAUAAAAGAGGUUUAUUUAAGAGUUCAAAAUGUUCACAGGCCCUUUCAAGAUCAUUCCAUGGUCACAUAAAUAUCAGCAGUACAUGCUUCCUAAUAUGCUACAACUUUUACAUGAACCAUUUUUUCGUAUUUUGUAUAUUUUUAAAAAUAUUUAAUUGUAUAUAGAUAAAACGUAAACAUUGUAUAUGUUUAAUUAAAACUGUAAUCUAUGUAAAUAGAAUACUAUUAUCAGAAUGUACAAAAAGGGAUGUUAAAAGUCUCAAAAUAUAUUUUCUUUUUGAUAAAGAUUUUA